UUAUUUAAAUUAGAAGACGUAGAAGAGGGACAGAAUAUUUUCUAUCGAGUUUAGAGUAUCGAUUUAUUAGUUAUUUGAUUUUGUGGGCGUUUUCAGUUUCUAGGGUUUCUGCGCGUUUCUGGUCGUUGAAAUUAUAAGGUUUGAAGAAGAAGAUCCAUGGCCUUACAAGGGCAGGGAAUCGACCCUGCCGUUCUUGACGAUAUCAUUAAUCGGCUUCUAGAAGUCCGAUCUGUCAGACCCGGAAAGCAAGUUCAGCUCUCAGAGGCUGAGAUCCGCCAGCUUUGUGCUGCUUCCAGAGAAAUCUUCCUCGUGCAACCCAAUCUAUUAGAACUUGAAGCCCCGAUAAAGAUAUGCGGUGACAUUCAUGGGCAAUAUGGUGACCUCUUAAGGCUUUUCGAGUAUGGGGGCUUACCUCCCCAAGCCAAUUAUUUAUUCUUAGGAGAUUAUGUGGAUCGUGGGAAGCAGAGUUUGGAAACUAUAUGCCUCUUGCUUGCUUAUAAAAUAAAAUACCCCGAAAACUUUUUUCUUUUAAGGGGAAAUCAUGAAUGUGCUUCUAUCAAUCGCAUAUAUGGAUUUUAUGAUGAAUGCAAACGGCGGUUUAAUGUGAGACUUUGGAAAGCCUUUACGGAUUGUUUUAACUGCCUCCCUGUGGCAGCUCUUAUAGAUGACAAGAUAUUAUGCAUGCAUGGUGGCCUGUCCCCUGAUCUGACAAACUUGGAGCAAAUAAAAAACUUAACAAGGCCAACUGAUGUUCCAGAUACUGGUUUGCUUUGUGAUUUACUCUGGUCUGAUCCAGGUAGAGAAGUUAAGGGCUGGGGAAUGAACGACAGAGGAGUUUCAUACACCUUCGGCCCUGAUAUAGUGUCAGAAUUCUUGAUGAAGCAUGAUCUAGACCUUGUCUGCCGUGCCCAUCAGGUUGUGGAAGAUGGCUAUGAAUUCUUUGCUGAUAGACAACUUGUUACAAUAUUCUCAGCCCCAAAUUACUGUGGUGAAUUUGAUAAUGCUGGUGCAAUGAUGAGCGUAGAUGAAAGUUUAAUGUGCUCCUUCCAAAUUCUAAAGCCUGCUGAAAGAAAAACAAAAUUCAUGAUGUCUACAAAAAUCUGAAUUCGUUUCUGAAGUUCUGGUACUUCCUAGUAUUGUAAAGCUAGUCUUUCUUCUCUGUAACCUUUGGCCAAGAUGGUGAAG
Telopea speciosissima is the source of this 1185-nucleotide messenger RNA. RefSeq names its product serine/threonine-protein phosphatase PP1-like. The transcript has 4 exons. Gene Ontology annotation, molecular function: protein serine/threonine phosphatase activity. The coding region runs from base 157 to 1104 and encodes 315 amino acids. Gene Ontology annotation, cellular component: nucleus; cytoplasm. Lineage: Eukaryota; Viridiplantae; Streptophyta; Magnoliopsida; Proteales; Proteaceae. The record is from RefSeq and is a predicted model, not a curated record.